UUUCUCUGCUAAAAGACCCCAUUGUGUUGGCAGUAUGGCCCUUCUCAACUAUCCUGUUCCAGAGUUGGACGCAACGCUGAAAGAAGUGAGCCGUGUUCUACAGCUCACCCUGAGCCCAGAUCUGUACCUGGAGUUCAAAAGCACACUGGAACAGCAGAGGAAAGUCCUUGAAGAGGCUCAGCAGAAACUAAAAGUCAUUAUCACAGGCAAAGAAAACUGGGUGACUCAACAGUUCAAGAGAGGUUUGUUGUCCUGUGCAGACCCCCUGCCUACAUCCACUGCACUCCCUGUUGUUCUUCUGCCGCCUAAAGCAAAGGGAAGUACCCAGCUGGGGAGGGCAGCAGCUCUGCUCUGGGCAGCAGCAAAGCUGUACAGUGAGCCCCUCUUGCUGGAGGGCAACGUUCCCAUGGAGCAAACUCAGCAGUCAGAGGUCUUUGCUGCCACCCGGAUUCCUGGCAGAAGUCAAGAUGAAAUUAAGGUCUACCCAAACAGUCUUCAUGCCAUCAUCACCUGUGUUGGUGGUGUGUUUACUGUUGACAUACUGUGUCGUCCCAGCGCUGAUGGACCAGUGUCUGCAUGCCCUUUCAUAGACAUCUACAACCAAUUAGUCGAGGUGAUGGAUCAGUCCAGAGCAGGGAAGCAGGGCGAUCCCUCUCUCGUUUGCAGUCUCUCCGCUCUGGAGCGCAAGUCCUGGGCUGCAUUCAGGGAAGAGAUCCAAAAACAAGGAGGAGAAGCUUCAGCGUCUCUGGAGUUAAUGGAGAGCGCUAUUCUCACACUCUGCCUGGAAGACUGCAACGCACCAUCGGAACUGGCUGAUGUCCUGAAUGCAGUCAGGCUUGGUGGAGAAGGAGGGAAACCGUGUUUGAGAUAUUACGACAAGGUAAUAAACCUGGUUGUCUUCAAAGAUGGCACAGCUGGGAUGGUGUAUGAGCACAGUGCAGUGGAUGGGAUGGUAGCAGCUCUUGUGACUGAACGUGUGUACCAUCUGUCUGAGACUGUUGAUCUAAACCUUGCCAUUCAUGAUGCAGAAAAUACCAAGUGUCACUCAGUAAACAGUGCUAAAUCUGAUAGCCCACAUGCCUUAACCUUUUCUUUGCAAGGGCCUCCCAGACCAAGACCUGAAUUAACAGCAAACCAACUAGUCCUCACUUUUGACCUGCCUUCUUAUCCAGAUGUAUUUUCUACUCUCAGAGGGCAGAGGGGCCUGUAUGAUGCUUGGAUCAACUUCUCUUUGCAGCUCUCCCUGAGGCAGACUCUUGGAGAAUCGGCAGCCAGUCACAUGCUUGUCACACCAACCCAUAUGCGGCACUACAAACACGGUCGUUGUGAUCCCACGUACUCGCUCACCGUUCAUUCUCUUGAUUUAAUUAAUGUCUUGUCAUCUUGCAUUGGUCCAGAUAACACAAUUCAGUACACAAAUGAGUUACUUCAGUUGUUCCAUGUUGCAUUUUUGGAGCACAAGAAUCUCAUUAGAAACACCAAAAAUGGCCAAGGUGUAGGUCCCCACUUGGCUGCCCUGCGUCGAUCUUUGCCAUCUGACAAUCCAUUAAAGAGAUUCCUGGACCCUUUUGGAUGUCCAUCAGUGUACCUCACAGGUGUGGAUUUGAUGGAAGGUGUGGAGUGUGGUGUAGGAAAUGUUUAUGCCCAAGACCAGCUAGCUGUAUCCUACCUUGGAAAGACAGACAAGGUACGCAUUAUACUCAAUGGAAAAGGAACCUUUGCAGUAUCUCUGGAGAAGCUUAUGGAAAACCUCAAGAUMAAUUUAAAAUUGGUGAUGGUUCUCGCUGUUAGAUAUGCCAUUGCAAGCCAGAUGGGAGCACUGGAGUGUCUGUUCAAACAGGGCCAGACAGAGGAGAAGAUUGACGCUACAUCUGACAUGGACUCAAACUACACCUUGGUGAUUCAUGGUGGUGCUGGAGAGGAGAUGAUGCUGAACAACCAAGUGGCAAAAAUGAUUGAGUUCGCUCUACAAACAGCUUUGACAGUUGGGUCCAAAGCACUCCAAAAGGGGGGCAGUAGUUUGGAUGCUGUUCAGAGGUCAGUGGAAGCUUUAGAGGACUGCUUCCUGUUCAACGCAGGCAAAGGUUCAGUUUUUAACAAAGACGGCAAAAAUGAAAUGGAGGCAGCUAUUGUAGAUGGGAAUGGGACAAGGUCUGGAUCUGUUGCUUGUGUGAGAAACAUAAAAAACCCAAUCAAAGCAGCCAGGUGUGUAAUGGAGAGGAGUUCCCAUUCACUGCUUGUGGGAGAAGGAGCUGAAGAGUUUUACCAAYGGUUGGAUGAGAAAGAAAAGCCUGUUGGGCCAGAGUAUUUCUACACUGACAUACGUCACAAAGAGUUAAUUGUGAAACUCUGUGGUAGAAAUACCUCAAAAAACAAUCACCCUCAGACAGUUGGAGCUGUGGCCUUGGAUCGUUGGAAUGGAUUGGCUGCUGCAUCCUCCACAGGUGGGCUGGUGGGAAAGCUGAAAGGGCGAGUUGGGGACACUGCAGUUGUGGGGGCAGGAAUAUAUGCUGAUGACAAGGUAGCAAUCACUUGCUCUGGAGAUGGGGAUGUUUUUUUGAGGAACACUGUGGCACAGAAAAUAGCCAGUCUGUACCACAACAAAGGCUAUACCCUUCGGCAAGCAUGCAGGGAAGUGAUGGCUGAAAACCUGAAAGGCACGUGUGCAGGAAUCGUAGCUGUGGACAAAAAAGGUGAUGCUAUUAUUGAAACAAAUGCUGGUGUGAUGUUUGUGGCCUCAAUGAUUGGUGGGAUUUCACGGGUAGAGGUUCUCAGGCCCAUGACAAACUUCUCUAAUGUGAUCUGGGAAACUGAAGAGCUUGUUGCCUUUCUGAACCCCAACCCCUGGACCCCUGGAUCAACCAUUGUGACAAGAAAAACUCUUAGUGGGGCAAGUAGCAUUUUCCAGCUGCCUAAACCUGACUUUGUUGCCAUGCUACAGGGGGCAAAGGUCGUAUCAAAAUUGCUGUGUAAGCAACUGGAGGUGCAGCGUUGUGCCUUGGUUUUCAAUCCAACUCUUGAUAAACCAGCAGAAAUUAGACUGCUCCCACUUCAUGGUUUAGAGGCAAAGUGGGAGCCCCACCUUGCUCAUGAUGAAGAGUUCUAUGGUCACUGUCCUGGUUUCUGUACCUCAAAAAAUGGUCCACGUUGGGAUGAGGAUAAGCUGUCCCAGGUUCAGGCCAACAUCAGGAAUUCACUGCCAACACCGAAUGCACCUUGUUGCUUUGACUAUUUUGGUGAUCCCUCCAAUGAUGAAAACCUGUUUAGCCAGAUUAUAAGUGGAAAGCAGAAACAGUGGAGAGUGUGGGAAGACAGUGAGCAUGUUGCCUUCUUAACACCAUAUCCCAACAGACCAGGGUUAACAGUUGUGGUGCCACGCAAAGCACUGACCAGCGAUAUCUUCAGAUUGGAUGAUACUGACUACAACGCGCUGAUCUUAGCCACUUAUAAUGUUGCUCAGCUACUGCAAAAAGGAAUGAAAGCUCAAAAUGUUGCAAUGAUCUUUGAGGGGUUUGAGAUUGACCAUGCCCACGCUAAACUGGUCCCUCAGUUGCAUUCUCCGGAUAUCAUUAAAACCUCUGAGCCAGAGUUUUUUGAAAGCUAUCCUGGUUUUGUGUCAUCACUGGAUGGUCCACCUGCCGACUCUGAAACCCUCAAAACCAUCCAUGCAAAAAUCAUCCAGAGCAGAGCUCCUCGUUCAUGGGAAGAUCCUCACUCUCAUUCCACACUUGCCAUCACAAACCAAUGGUAUCGCAACCUGUUCCAGAUCCAGAACACUUUAUUCCACAGCACGGUGGAAUUUUUCCACAGCUGCUGCCAGUACUCUUAUGCUCUGACCCCUCUCACAACAGACACCAUUUCUUCACCAAUGGGUCUGGGAUCUGACUCAGAACCAGUGUCUGUCCAUCUGCUAGGACAAGAUAUAUACCUGGCCGACUCUAUGCAGUUUGUACUUGAAUACUUCCUUCGCUUUCAGGAGAACCUACCUGGGACCUACUACAUAUCUCCUAGCUUUAGAGGAGAAGAUCCAGAUGCCACUCACUUGAACCAGUUCUACCAUGUUGAGUGUGAAAUGUUGGGUGACAUGGACAAUGCCAUUMCCAUUGCAGAGGGAUACUUGGUGCAUCUUACCAAGUCCAUGUUGAAAAACCACUCAAACAUAAUCCUGAACACUGCUGGAAGCCUGACACACGCCACAGCCCUGCUGAGUAAAAUGGAUGAAAAAAUCUCUCUUCCAAGAAUCACCCUAGAUGAGGCCAUUUCUGUGAUGCCCUCUGCUGACUGUUUCGAAUGGGUACAAGAUGGCCAGCCACAUUUUGGGAGAAAGCUAACUCGCAAAGGAGAGCGUGUUUUGAUAGAUAAGUAUGGCGGCGCUGUUUGGCUAACUGAGAUGGAUCACCUAGGAGUUCCUUUCUACCAGGCGUAUGUGGAGGGCACGGGGCGAAGCAAAGCCAAAGCAGCUGACCUAUUGCUGYGACUGGGUGAAACUUUGGGUCUUGGGGAACGCCAUCCCACCCCUGAGAUGGUACAAGAAGCCCUGAAGCAUCAUGCAGUGCCAGAGGAGACCUAUAAGUGGUACACUAGCAUGCGCCAAGUGAAGCCCCUCCUCACUAGUGGAUGGGGCAUGGGGACGGAGCGCUACUUGUGCUGGCUGCUUCAGCAUAACGAUGUUAGAGAUGUGCAAAUCAUACCGAGGAUGAAAGGAGUGAAGUACAUGCCCUGAGAAGAAGACCUGCUCUGUCUUUUAGGCCAUUAGAUUUGAUGUUUAUGUAGUAAACAGGCCAAAGGACUGUAGAGUCUGAGCUUACAAAGACAUCAGUGAUGUUCAAAAUGUAACUUUGAUCCAAAUCUGAAUUUCUAAACAUAAUGUACUUACCUAACCAGAACACUGCUGUAGCUUUUAUUUGCAGAUAACUUUAGAAAAGUAAAUGCAGUAUAUUUGAUACACCAAAGAGUAACUUGGUGAACUGGUGAACAAAAAAAUAUGUGAAAAUUCAUUCAAACUGCUUUUACAUUUAUUUCUGUGAGCCUGAAUAUUAAUCUUGGAAACAAAUACUUUGCAAGAUUUUUUUUUGUAAGUUGCUAGAAAAGUGACGUGUUUAAUGAAACUUAAACUUAAAGAAGCAUUUGUGUUCAGUUUUUCGGGGAUUAUUCUGAUUUAUUUUAAUUUUUUACUCAGUU
Molecule: messenger RNA, 5181 nt
Organism: Austrofundulus limnaeus
Lineage: Eukaryota; Metazoa; Chordata; Actinopteri; Cyprinodontiformes; Rivulidae
Biological process (GO): tRNA aminoacylation for protein translation
Cellular component (GO): cytoplasm
Molecular function (GO): aminoacyl-tRNA ligase activity; hydrolase activity; ATP binding
Source: RefSeq, a predicted model, not a curated record